This is a messenger RNA of Trypanosoma conorhini, 864 nucleotides long. RefSeq lists its product as uncharacterized. NCBI's taxonomy places the organism in Eukaryota, Euglenozoa, Kinetoplastea, Trypanosomatida, Trypanosomatidae. The record is from RefSeq and is a predicted model, not a curated record. The transcript has a single exon. Bases 1 to 864 code for a protein of 287 amino acids.
AUGUUUGCUGAGGUUGGGUUUGAGGACGCCGACAGUGCCCGCGGCUCGGCUGAGGACAGCGGCUCCCGCGACCGCCCCGAGGCGUUGGAGGGCAGUAUGGCGGCUGGCGUUGUCCGUUUGCAUAGGCCGGGCGACGCGGGGUUCUCGUGCGUGGCAGGCACCGCCGAUGACGACGCGUCUUUGUACGACGCCCGGCUUAUCAAUGGCGAUUCGUGGCUAAGCAACGAGUGUCACUGCGUGCGCUGCGAAACGCUGCGCGUCUCCGCGCAGUUGGCCAAGCUGCGGCAGCGUGGCGGCAAUAAUGCGGUGGUCGUAGUGUUGCUUGACUUGGACAACUACGGCUUUAAUCAGUUCAGGUCGGUCCCUACGUCGAUGACGGAGGACGGAGAAUUUGACGUCUUUGAGCACAUGUAUAUGUGGUGUUUUUUCGGCUCCUGCUUCCCGCGGUACCACGGGGAACUGCCGUGUCCGGAGAGCGUUUCGCGGAGCAUCCCCCAGGAUGCGGGUAACCCAACACGUAAGCAUCGGGCUGGCAGAAGACCGAGUGUUUGGCAGCGCCUUGUCUCUGCGGGCCGAUGUCAUUUUACCCCGUGCGGUGGCCAACGUCAAGGGGCGGAUGGCGUGAUUCUGCAGGUUGCGCAGGCCAUGACGCACAUGCCGGUGAUUGUGCUGAGCGGGGACCGCGAGAUGCUUCAAGCGGCGCGCGUGAACCGUCGUCAGCGCGGCAGGAAAGCCACGCGUGACGUCGUUGAGUGUGAAUUCCAUGCCAACUUGGAUAUCAUCAAUGUUUUGGAGCAUGGAAAGCGGUUUUUACCCGUGUGGCGGGAACUGGAAGCUAAGAUCUGUCAAGUGGCGUCCAGGUGA